UUUGCGGGUGUGGAUUGUGGUGGUUUUUGUUGUUUCGUUUUUAAAUUUUGUUUGAAUUCUUUUCAUUUUGGUUGGGUUACUUAAAAUAAUGUGCUUAACGUGAAUGUUGCGAUAGUGAUUGUUUAAAUAAGGUCCGCAAGAGAAUGCAGCGUUUGUGCCAAGUGCUGUUGCUGCUCGGCUUUGCUUUUGGGGCACUGCAGCUAACGGUGGGACAACCCGAUACCCAUAAACUUAAUAAACGACAGCUUAAUCAGUUCGACCAGUAUCCCACACCGCAGUAUGGGCUGAAUCCGAAUCCAAACGGCGACUACAAUUACAAUAAUGAUCCGCGUUACAAUAACGAGCAGUUCGGUGAUGUUUCGUCGAAUGGACUUGGAAAUAAUAAUGAUCGAACGCGGUAUCGAACAGAUAAUGGGGUUGGGGGCGUCUACAAUGGUUUGUCUGGUCAGGACAAUGAGAACAAGCGACUAGGCGGCAAUUAUUUGGAUACGGAGCCUAGUCUCACGCGCGGGAAGUCGUCGUACAAUGUGAAGGCGACCUUCUUGGAGACCCUGCACUCCAGAGAACCAACCUAUUUUAUAGUGGCCUCUCGCAUGGUGCGGCCGGGACUCAUUUAUCAAGUGUCCGUAUCCAUAUUGCAGGCGCAAUAUCCGAUAACAGUGCACGCUAGCAUUUCCUGCGAUGGAGUUCAGAUAAGUGGCGACUCAAAGGAUGUUAAGGAAGGCGUGCCAGAAACUCUGCUGAUGCGCAUACCACCGACCAGUGUGGUCGGGGACUACAAAUUGCGGGUCGAGGGCUUCUAUCAGAAUGUUUUUGGAGGUGUAGCCUUCCUGAAUCAAACUCGACUCGAUUUCUCUCAACGGUCCAUGACUAUAUUUGUGCAGACUGACAAACCACUCUAUAUGCAAGGCGAGACAGUGCGCUUUCGGACGAUACCUAUUACGACAGAGCUGAAGGGCUUCGACAAUGCCGUAGACGUCUACAUGCUAGAUCCCAACGGACACAUCCUAAAGCGUUGGCUUUCACGCCAAUCAAAUCUGGGCUCCGUCUCACUCGAGUACAAGCUGGCAGAUCAGCCCAUUUUCGGGGAAUGGACUAUACGGGUCAUAGCGCAAGGCCAGCAGGAGGAGAGCCAUUUCACAGUCGAGGAAUACUACCAAACACGUUUCGAGGUCAAUGUUACUAUGCCGGCUUAUUUCUUUACCACCGAUCGCUACAUAUAUGGUCGCGUGAUGGCGAACUUCACAAGCGGUCUGCCCGUCCGUGGCAAUCUGACGCUCAAGGCAACAAUUCGACCAAUUGGAUACUUCAGUAAUCAGGUACUGAACGAGAAGUACCGGUUGGGACGCUCUCCGUUAGAACAGGCGAAUCGACACAACGAGCGCUGGCGAUACAAUCAAAACAAUCAAAAUCCACAGUACAUUCAGCCACAGCUUCCGGAUGGGGCAGAUCUGCCGCAGGAUCUGCUUUAUCGUAAUCAGUAUGUCGUCGAGAGACAUUACCAGUUCGACGAAGAGUGGCCUUUUUGGGUGCGCAAGCCUGAGCUGCAAGAGACCUACGAUUCCUGGACGGGCUCGUAUCGUAAAACGUUGCCCUUCCUGCGUUACUUUAACGGAACAUUCGACUUCAAAUGGUCGCUAAGGGAGCUGGAGGUGCUCGUUCCUAAUUUAGCCAACAUGGAGGUGCUGAUAACAGCCACUGUGGGUGAAAAGUUCUACGACGAGAUAAUCUCGGGCUACUCGCUGGCACGUGUGUAUAAUUCGAGUCUGCGCGUAGCCUUUUUGGGCGAGUCCCCACAGGUCUUCAAGCCGGCCAUGCCUUUCACAACCUACCUAGUGGUGGAAUAUCACGAUGGCUCUCCUAUUGAUCCUCAACUGCUGCGCCAGGGGCUGAUGGAGGUGAGCGGCUUCGUAGAGAGCAAGAGCGGUGGCAGGCGGGACUGGCCUCUCCAGCGUCUGCAAAUGUCGCAGCAGACCGAAGGCGUCUGGGAGGUAAAAAUAGAUCUACGUAAUGAUUUGCAGUUAGAUGAACGCCCGCAAGCACGUGAAUUCCUAAAUGGCAUCACAACGAUGCGCCUUCAAGCGGUGUUCCGGGUGGUGAACGAGUCCACGCUGUUCCGCGGGGCGUACGAGUCCACGCGAGAUUCGCGCGGCGAACCAGUCCAAACGGAGCUACUACUUGUCUCGCACUAUUCUCCACGCAAUCAGCACAUUAAGAUCACCACCAGCACUGAGAAACCAGUGGUGGGAGAGUACAUCAUAUUCCAUAUACGAACUAACUUCUUCUUGGAGGAGUUCAACUAUCUCAUCAUGUCGAAAGGCGUCAUUUUGGUGAAUGAUCGGGAAACUAUCACAGAGGGUAUCAAAACUAUAGCUGUAGUGCUAAGCGCCGAAAUGGCACCAGUCGCCACACUCGUAGUAUGGAAGAUUACGCCUCAGGGACAAGUGGUGGCGGACUCUCUAACCUUCCCCGUCAACGGCAUUUCGCGCAACAACUUCACAGUUUACAUCAACAAUCGGAAGGCUCGUACUGGCGAGAAGGUCGAAGUGGCCAUCUACGGCGAGCCCGGCUCGUAUGUAGGCCUCUCCGGCAUCGACAGCGCCUUCUACACAAUGCAGGCGGGCAACGAACUAACGUACGCUAAAAUUAUUACUAAGAUGUCGAAUUUUGAUGAGCAAACGAAUGGCACUUAUAAGCACAUUUGGUACUCACAUGAGGGAAAUCCAGACCAAUUGGUAUAUUUUCCGGCCUCAUCCUUUGGCAUCGAUGCGAACCGCACCUUUGAGUACAGCGGACUCAUUGUUUUUACCGAUGGUUAUGUGCCGCGUCGUUAUGAGAAUUGUAACCGCACGCUUGGCUUUGGAGAAUGUCUCUCGGGACGCUGCUACCGUCUGGAAAAACACUGCGACGGUUUAUGGGACUGUGACGAUGGAACUGACGAAAUCGGUUGCAAAGUUCGCAACGACACUGAGCUCCUGAAUUACCGCAAAUAUCGCUUCAAUCGCGUGCUGCGCCACUACGAGAAUGUUUGGCUGUGGAAGGAUGUGAACAUUGGGCCCCAUGGGCGUUACAUCUUCAAUGUAGAGGUACCCGAUCGUCCCGCCUAUUGGAUGGUAAGUGCAUUCAGUGUCAGCCCCUCAAAGGGCUUCGGCAUGCUGAACCGUGCACUGGAAUAUGUGGGUGUCCAACCCUUCUUCAUCAAUGUGGAGAUGCCCAGCACUUGCCGGCAGGGCGAGCAAGUCGGCAUACGCGUCACCGUCUUCAAUUACAUGACCACACCCAUCGAAGCUACUGUAGUGCUGCAUGGCAGCAGUGACUACAAGUUUGUGCAUGUAGAGGAGGAUGGUAUUGUUCGGUCGUACAAUCCGCGCACCUCCUUUGGCGAGCAUCAGUUUUUCAUCUAUCUAGAUGCUCAGGGCACAACGGUCGUUUAUGUGCCCGUGGUGCCGCAGCGUCUUGGCGAUGUUGAUGUGACGCUCCAUGUGGCCACACUUCUUGGCACAGACACAAUUACCCGUCGCUUGCAUGUAGAGUCCGAUGGUCUGCCACAGUAUCGUCAUCAGUCUGUGCUGCUCGACUUGUCCAAUCGUGCCUAUGUCCUGGAAUACAUGCACGUCAAUGUCACCCAAACACCCGAGAUUCCGUAUCAGGUGGAUCGGUACUUCGUCUAUGGCUCCAAUCGUGCGCGCAUCUCUGUGGUGGGAGACGUGGUUGGUCCAAUAUUCCCCACCAUGCCAGUGAAUGCCAGCUCGCUUCUCUACCUACCCAUGGAAUCAGCGGAGCAGAAUGCCUUCUCCUUCGCCGCAAAUCUCUACACAAUCAUGUAUAUGCGCCUAAUUAACCAGCGCAACAAGACGCUGGAAAAGAACGCUUUCUAUCACAUGAACAUUGGCUAUCAGCGUCAGCUGUCCUUCAUGCGGGAAGACGGCUCCUUCUCGCUAUUCCGCUCCGAUUGGAACAAUUCCGCCUCGUCUGUGUGGCUGACUUCGUACUGUCUGCGCAUAUUCCAGGAGGCAUCCUUCUACGAGUGGGAGAACUUUAUUUGGAUCGACUCUACCAUAAUUGAGAAGAAUAUGCGUUGGCUUCUGCAGCAUCAAACUCCAGAGGGUGCAUUCUACGAGGUCACCUGGCUGCCCGAUCGCAAAAUUAACCGCACCAACUAUGCCAAUUACACUAGCUUGCGGAAUCGUAACAUCACUUUAACUUCACACGUCCUCAUCACAUUGGCCACUGUCAAAGAUCUUUCUGGCACCCUGGGCUCCCGGGUGGCUUUGGCCCAACAACGUGCCAUAGCCUGGAUCGAGCGCAACAUGCAGUUUUUGCAGGACACACCGGAUCCUUUCGAUGUCGCCAUCACAGCCUAUGCCCUCCAGCUCUGCAACUCCCCCAUUGCGGAGCAUGUUUUUGGAAUUCUGCGAAGGCACGCCCGUACAAUCGGUGAUUUCAUGUAUUGGGGUAACAAUGAGCUGCCGCAACCGCCGCGUAAACUGGAAAAUCAAAAGUGGUUCUCAUUGCCUCGCCUGCCUUAUGAAUACGAUUCCCUAAAUAUAGAAACUACGGCUUAUGCGUUGCUCGUUUAUGUGGCACGUCGUGAGUAUUUUGUGGAUCCCAUUGUGCGUUGGCUGAAUGCCCAGCGCUUAUACGAUGGAGGCUGGGCAUCCACCCAAGAUACGAGCGCUGCUCUGCGGGCUCUUGUAGAGUACACGGUCCGGUCCCGCAUUCGCGAGGUGUCCUCCCUGAGCGUGGAGAUUGAAGCAUCCUCGCAAGGCGGCAAGACACAGUAUUUGCACAUCGAUGACACAAAUCUGGCGCGCUUACAGAGCAUUGAGAUACCCGAUGCUUGGGGAACUAUCAAGGUGCAAGCGAAGGGCGCCGGCUAUGCAAUCCUUCAAAUGCAUGUUCAGUACAAUGUAGAUAUUGAAAAGUUCCAAACAAAGCCACCCGUACCUGCAUUCGGUCUGCACACCAAGGCUAUAUUCCAUGGCAGAAAUCAGUCGCAUAUCUCCUACGUCGCCUGUCAACACUGGGUUAAUACACAAGAGGCGGAGCGCUCAGGCAUGGCAGUGCUAGAUGUGGCUAUACCCACAGGAUAUUGGAUUCAGCAGCAGAAGCUCGACAGCUAUGUGCUGAGCAAUCGCGUACGGAAUCUGCGUCGUGCUAGAUACCUGGACCGCAAAAUUGUGUUCUACUUUGAUUUUCUUGAUCAAGAGGACAUAUGCGUAAACUUUACCAUAGAGCGUUGGUAUCCUGUUGCGAAUAUGUCGCGCUAUCUGCCGGUUCGUGUCUACGACUACUAUGCUCCUGAGCGAUUCAAUGAGUCUAUAUUUGAUGCAUUACCCACCUAUUUGCUCAACAUUUGCGAAGUUUGCGGCAGUUCGCAGUGUCCAUACUGCUCGAUUUAUAACAUGGGUUGGCGAACAUCCAUGUCCGUCUCAUUGCUGUUCUUCAGUGUUUUCGUUUAUUUACUGCGCAGUCGCACGCAUAUUGCCUUGAACAUGUUACAUGUGCUUACCUAGGACUCAGACAUUCAAUGAGGACUGUUGCCACAUGUUAAUUUAACUCGAAUUAAUACGCUGUUUUUAGUGUUGUUUUUGUUUUGUGUUUUAUGAAAUUGCAUUCCGUCCAAAAAUUCUGGUCAACAUAUUUUUAUUUUACGAAUUAAUAAUUGAUUGAUUAUUAAUUAAAUCGCCAAUAGCAGUGACCGCAUAUAACUUAACAUAUAAAUACAUACAUACAUAUAAUUAAUAUUCAAAUGUACAAAUCAAAGCAGCUCCGUGGAAAAGCAACAAAGAAACAAACGACCCGCUGAAUUAAUUUAUUUUGCCCCACCCACAUAUCGUUGAGCGUAAUACCUUAGUGUUUCACGUAAUAUUACGUACAUAUACUAUACAUAUGUAAUUUGUAAAUUUUAAGUCGGUAGUCGUAGCUUGAAUGCUCUUUUUCAUUUCCUUUUCCAUUGCUUUAAAAUCAGAGCGCUCCAAGAGCUCUUUGUCUGUGGCGCCAGUUGUUGCAGCACAACUGAUCGCUAAUCGAAACAUUAUGUGUCUUUUUGAAAUCACAAAUUGCCUUUGAUUAGAUUUUAGAAAUCAUUAGCGAAUAUAACCAAUACUACGAAAAAUAUUGAAAAUCAUUCAUAUCAUUUGGAAGUUUUAUAUAAAUAAGUAAUCUCAAUGACUAAUAACAAACGAAUAAUUAUGUAAUAGCGUUAAUGAACCCGUCCAUUUACUUUUCUAUAUGAAUAAGUUCCUCCAUCUGAUUGUUAACUUUUUGAAGUGCUCCAAAUAAAUUCUAGCAAUCUAGAUUCUAGGUUGUUCAGGCACUUGAAACAGGUAGCAUCCAGUUGGGGAAAUUGAGGCCUAUUGUGUAAGUUUCUCAAAAAGUUUUAUACAUUAGUUUUUUAUAAUGAUAUUAUUGUAGUUGACAAAAUACGAAAACUUGAAUAAACGUAACUUCGUCUCCCCUUUAUCGUAA
Scaptodrosophila lebanonensis is the source of this 6471-nucleotide messenger RNA. It is a transcript of the gene Mcr, whose product is annotated as CD109 antigen. The record is from RefSeq and is a predicted model, not a curated record. Gene Ontology annotation, molecular function: protein binding; endopeptidase inhibitor activity. Lineage: Eukaryota; Metazoa; Arthropoda; Insecta; Diptera; Drosophilidae. Bases 144 to 5516 code for a protein of 1790 amino acids. Gene Ontology annotation, cellular component: extracellular region. The transcript has 7 exons.